AUGAGAUUCUCGACUGCGGGUUUUGCACUAUGUGCCAUUCAGGCCGUUGCCAGCUUCGCCAUUGAGCCAAGACAGGCUUUGACCUGUACGCCUGGAAACAAAGUUGCUACCUACGACGACCUGACUCCCCUUCCCAUUGAUGAUGGCAAUACAGGCUUGACCUCGGCCUCGCUCAACCCCUACAAGGACCUCAAUUAUACCAGAUUCAGUGUCAUUACCAAGACGGACACCGAUAAUGCCCUUUUUUACACCCUGUCAAAAAUCACAGCUGGAACGCUGGGUGCUCUGCAGACUGCUCUCAACAAUAUCCUGGGCUCGACAGGCCUCCCCCUCCAGCUUCCGCCGCUUCUCGAGGCUCCACGUAUUGUAGGCUCAACGGCCCGGACACAAUACCGACUCCAGAGCUUCCAGUUCGGCUGCUCGCUCCGUGCGGGAGGCGCUGCCACCGUGAUUCCCAUCCCCUGCACCGUGACGGUCCGGCCAGUCGAGCCAGCGCGCCUCCUAGCAGGCCAGAGCUACAACUGCACCUACAACGAGGGGCCCGCGAGCCGCCUGGAGAACGGCGGUGCCGGUCCCCCCUUGGCCACCUGUACGCCGCCCACGGGCUCGUUGCUGGCCGGUCAGGGCUUCACGUUCCAGACCACGCCCAAGCUGCUUGACACGUCGACCCUGGGCCCCUUGCAGACCAUUGUCGAUACCGCCCUCGAGCUGCUAGUUGUCAGUGUGUUUGACAACUUCACCUACCGCGAGUACUGCAUUUAA
Messenger RNA from Pestalotiopsis fici W106-1, 762 nucleotides. RefSeq lists its product as uncharacterized. NCBI's taxonomy places the organism in Eukaryota, Fungi, Ascomycota, Sordariomycetes, Amphisphaeriales, Sporocadaceae. The transcript is spliced from 4 exons. The record is from RefSeq and is a predicted model, not a curated record. The coding region runs from base 1 to 762 and encodes 253 amino acids.